GGCCUGUCCGAGGCCGAAGCAAACGGUGUACCGGGAGCCCAUAGGGUCUCCAGCUUGCGUUUAUUCAUUCACUUAGCGCCUGCUCUGCGUUAGGCACUGGGUAUUGGAUUAGAAAUCCAGAGGAUUCUCUCAUAAAACCUGCGUUCGAGUAAGAGAGACAGACAACGUAAACAAGUAUUUGGGACACAGCGUACUAAAUUCUGUGAUGCCUGAAGCCCCGGGAACUCACUUGGGCUUCUGUGGAAAAUGGUGCUUAAGUAGAGACUGAAGGGUAGGGUGGGGGCAUAGCAACAGAAACUGAGUGAAGAGGAAGUUCAGAAGUCUGAGAGGCAAAACCCAAGAAAGCUAUGGUGAGGUUGAAGAACUAAAGAUAAUUCAGUAUGCCUGGAAGGCGAGUAUCAAGAAGUGGGCCUGAAAAAGUAGGCAGGUUACAGCAGGGAAUUUUAGACAAGAUUCAGUACUUUUUUCCCUUAUCUUGAGAGUUUUGGGUGGACCUGGGGAACAGUUACCAUUAGCUGUGCCUCUUACUGCAUCCUGUGGAAAAUACUUAAUGAAAGAAAGACCCAACAGGGGACAAAGUUUGCAGUCAGAAAGACCAUCCAGAAGUUCUGAUGACCUGGUUCAUGCAAAGGGGAUUGGACUCAGAAACCAAGAAACAACUAGAAGAGGAAGAAAAGAAAAUUAUUAGUGAAGAGCACUGGUACUUGGAUUUGCCAGAGCUUAAAGAGAAAGAGAGCUUCAUAAUAGAAGAGCAGAGUUUCUUGUUAUGUGAAGAUCUUCUCUAUGGAAGAAUGUCAUUCAGAGGAUUUAAUCCUGAAGUUGAGAAAUUAAUGAUUCAGAUGAAUUCUAAGAACAAAGCAGAAGAAGUUGAAGAUGAAACAGUGGAGCUUGAUGUGUCAGAUGAAGAAAUGGCUAGAAGAUAUGAGACUUUGGUGGGAACAAUUGGGAAAAAAUUUGUCAAAAAAAGAGACCGUGCCAAUUAUGAAGAAGAUGAAAAUGGAGAUGUACAGCCAGUUAAAACAAAGAAGAUGUUCUUAAAGCCUCAAGAUUAAAAUGGAUGCCUUCAGAUACAGCUCAGGAAUGCCUUAUGAGUGUUAACAUAUUUUGGAACUCAUUCCAGUGGUUUCUUUAUAGUUAGUAAUAUUGCAAUGUUUAUUCAUAAAGAAAUGUAUAAUUUCGGAAACAUGCUGUUCUUGAAACAGAUGUGUGAUGGAUGUCGUACAUCCUUUGUUUAAUAGUAUUCAUCAGUAGUGGGUUUUUAGCCCUCAAUCUUCAAAUGUAGAGAGGUACAUGGUUGCUGGUUGCUUCUUAAAAAUUUUUUGACCCCAGAUUUUUUAAAAUAAAUCUGUACAGUCACUGACCUUAAAUUGAUUCAUAAAUUAAUACCUGUUUAAAUCGUCCUUGUGUUUACAUUUUACUUUAAAUUACUAAUAAUGUGAAGCCAGUUAAUACAUUUUAGAAUCAACUAUCAUGAAAAUUUAUUAUAUAUAAAUUCAUCAAGAACAAAUACGGUUCUUCGGUCUAAAGUAUUUGCAUGUUACCAAGUCAUUGUAAAUUUGUAGAAUUAUGGGGGUGGGGGGUUGAUGUUAAAACCUUUAAUAAAAAAAUAUGUUGUGUAAUCA
Molecule: messenger RNA, 1622 nt
Organism: Phyllostomus discolor (pale spear-nosed bat)
Lineage: Eukaryota; Metazoa; Chordata; Mammalia; Chiroptera; Phyllostomidae
Gene: MPHOSPH6
Product: M-phase phosphoprotein 6
Exons: 5
Coding region: 612-1052 (146 amino acids)
Biological process (GO): maturation of 5.8S rRNA
Source: RefSeq, a predicted model, not a curated record